AUGACGGUCACCACAGACCAUUCGCCUCCUCCUUCCUCUUCUUUCUCUUCUUCCUCUUCUUUCUCUCCUUCCUCUUCUUUCUCUCCUUCCUCUUCUUUCUCUCCUUCGUCAUCUUUCUCUCCUUCGUCGUCUUCCCCUCCUUCCUCUACCUUCUCUCCUUCCUCUUCCUUCUCUCCUUCCUCGUCCUUCUCUCCUCCCUCUUCCGUCUCUCCUUCCUCUGCUGUCUCCUCUCCUCUCGCUGCCGGCGGCAAAACCGCUGAGCCGGCGGAGACACCUAGCUGGACUCCGCCGGCUCUGAAGAACGGAGACAGGUCGCGAAGCGCUGCGGAGCCGGCGACGUGCGCGCCGUCCCCUGAGGAGACAGCCAGCACAUGCUCGCCCUCACAAGAGAUUUCGCGAGAACACACGCAUGACGGCAGCAGAGACACAGGAGAAGCGGCUCACGGAAGAGGCAGCGAGAGACGAUUUGAGGCGGAAAGGGAGCGCCUUUCUCCUAGCGAUGCACAACACAAAAGAGCAAAUGCAGAUACCAGCGAAGAACGACAAACCCCCGCGCACGGGGGCCAGAAGGAAGACGAGAACGGAGGAGGCAAGAAACAAGAAGGCAUCUCUCGGGGAGAGUCGGAAAAUGAAGAGAAGAUGGAGAACGAAGACGGGAAGACGUUUCCUUCCAAACUCGAUUUUUUCGAUGCCAAUUCAGAUCUCGCACGUUCAGACUUCCGAGGCAUUUCCGUGCUUCUCUUGAUAGCAGCGAUCUUCUAUCUCGUCGCAAAUCCCAUUCUGCGCUGGUAUGACAGCAAAGAGUUCGUCGACCCGUCGCUCGCGAGGGCAAUGUUUGACGAUUUUUUCUUCCUGAUGUUUAUGUGGGCGAAGCUGUUUGCCUGGUCCUUCACGGCGUAUCAUCUCCACGUGCUGUAUCUACGCGGAAGACUCAGCCGCCGCAUGCUUCUUUUCCUCCAACACUUGACCCAGUCAGCAGCGAUUGGAUACGCAGUCUGCAGCUGUCUGUACAACGCCUGGCCGAUCAUCCCUGCAGCCUUUGUCCAGAUGAUCGCGGUCGUGCAGUUCAUGAAGAUGCACUCGUACAGCGAGACAAACAUGAACUUUUGCGACGACAUGCGGAACGGGAAGGCGACGCCGGGGUAUCCCGAGAAUGUGACCCUGAGAAACUUCUGCGACUAUUUGUUUUGCCCCGUUCUCGUCUACGAACCGACGUAUCGAAGGGGGGGAGGCUUCCGUCCCGCCUACUUCGUGUGCAAACUUUUUUCCAUGGUCGGCGCGAUGGUUGUGAUGUACCUCGCAUGCACGUCGUAUUUAAUUCCCACGAUGAUGCGAGCGCCCACCAUGUCGAUCACGGAGGCGAUCUUCAGUCUCGUCUUCCCCUUCCUCUUCCUCGACAUCCUCAUCUUUUACAUUCUCUUUGAGUGCAUCUGCAACUUGGCAGCAGAAAUCACGAAUUUCGCGAAUCGAAACUUCUACGACUGGAGUCACAAAACCGCCGCCUUCGCCACCUUCUUGUUUUCCGCGCUCCUCCACGAGAUGAUUUUGGCAGUCUGUUUCCGUUUUGUUCGGUUGUAUCUUUUCGGUCUGAUGCUCCUCCAAAUUCCCCUGAUUGCCUUGGGUGGAUUCUACCGGCACAAGAAACUGGUUGCCAAUGCGAUCUUCUGGGCAUGCCUGAUGCUUGGUCCGCCUCUCCUCGGCCUCGCCUACGGGCGCGAAUGGGCGCAGAUUCAUUUCUACGCGACGCAUGCAGAUCAUCAGCCCCUGAGGCUCUUCUAG
Molecule: messenger RNA, 1779 nt
Organism: Neospora caninum
Lineage: Eukaryota; Apicomplexa; Conoidasida; Eucoccidiorida; Sarcocystidae
Product: putative sterol O-acyltransferase
Exons: 12
Coding region: 1-1779 (592 amino acids)
Cellular component (GO): endoplasmic reticulum membrane
Source: RefSeq, a predicted model, not a curated record